Messenger RNA from Jatropha curcas, 2970 nucleotides. The record is from RefSeq and is a predicted model, not a curated record. NCBI's taxonomy places the organism in Eukaryota, Viridiplantae, Streptophyta, Magnoliopsida, Malpighiales, Euphorbiaceae.
UGGAAAUUUUGGCAUAGAAUAAUAUUUAAUCAAACAAGUGAACUUCCAGAGAAAGAGCGAAAUCGUUCUUUCGACAAGGACAGCUUCCAGUUCCACCAAGUAAACAUUAAGAUCAAGUUCUAACAUUGGAAAACAUCAUGGCAAUGGCUUCUAUAGAAACUUUUCUUUGUUAUUUGCUUCUUCUCUUUCAACUCUCAUCAUGCUUUACCCUAGAUAACAUUACAAGGAACCAGACCUUCAAAGAAGGGGACCUUCUAGUUUCCAAGGGCCAUGUUUUCGCAUUUGGGUUCUUUAGUCCGGGCAAUUCAAGGUAUAGAUAUCUGGGAAUUUGGUAUCAUAAAGUUUCAGAAAAAUCUGUGGUAUGGGUGGCAAACAGAAACAACCCAAUCAGUGGCUCCUCUGGUGUUCUCUCAAUCGAUCAAUAUGGGAACCUUGUUCUUUAUAGUGAUCCUGCUCAAAGGGUUCUUGUAUGGUCUAUAAAUGUAACAUUGGAAAGUUCUGAAUCAGAUGCUUCUGUGCUUCAGCUCUUGGAUUCAGGAAAUUUGGUGUUGCUCCGGGGGAAAAGUAAAAAAAUUGUGUGGCAGAGCUUUGAUUAUCCCACCAAUACCGUACUACCAGGAAUGCAUGUGGGGCAGAAUCGGAAAUCCGGACAAUAUUGGAUUCCGACAUCAUGGAGAUCAGAAAAUGACCCAAGUACCGGAGAUUACUCAAUUGUGUUAGACACAAGAGGUUCACCACAGUUCAUACUUUACAAAGACUCAAGACCCCAUUGGCGAAGCAUCCCAUGGCCAUGGAGAAUAUUCUCGGAUAUAUACAAUUUGAGUUUUGUUAAUAAUCAAGACCAAAUAUCAUUUACUUAUCAUAUGCUCGAUGCUUCUUCCACCUUGAGAGCAGUAGUGGACAAUUCAGGAUUUAUUAAGUGGCUAAGAAUGCAUAAUAACGAUGGAAAGUGGAAGGAGUUCUGGUCUGUACCAGAAUACAGAUGUGAUUUGUAUGGGAAUUGUGGAGCUUCUAGUAAGUGUGCUCCUAGCACUCCAGAUAAAUUCGAGUGUUCUUGUUUACCUGGGUUUGAACCCAAGUUCCCAAGGGAAUGGCAACUAAGAGAUGCAUCAGGAGGGUGUAUUAGGAAGCGUGAAGAUCCUUCUUUAUUGUGUGGACAUGGAGAAGGAUUUGUUAAAGUGGAAAAUGUUAAGCUUCCUGAUACUUCAGUUGCUGUUUGGGUGGACAUGAAUACGACUCGAAUGGCUUGUGAAUGGGAAUGCAAGAAGAAAUGCUCGUGCACUGCAUAUGCAAGCAUAGAUUUUGCUGGUAAAGGAAGUGGUUGUUUAGCUUGGUAUGGGCAAUUAUGGGACACAGUAGAGCAUAUCGAUGAAACAUAUGAUCUGUAUGUUCGUGUUGAUGCAGUUGAAUUAGCUGAGAAUGCAAGAAAAUCAAAUGCUUUUGGAAAGAAGGAGCUGAAGAUUCUGAUUUUAUCUAUUGCUUCAGCAUGGUUUACUAUUUUCUUCCUUGCUUAUUUGUGGCUUAAGAAGAGGAGAAAAGCGAUGAAGAACAAACUGGAAAACAGAAUCUUUGAUCCUAUCAGUGGUUCAAUCUAUUACAAAAACACUUUGGUGGCACGUGAAAUCGGGGGAAGUAGCCGUCCUCCAGACGUAACAUUCUUUGAUCUUAGCACCAUAGUUAUUGCCACUAAAAACUUCUCUCCAGCCAACAAACUAGGCCAAGGUGGUUUUGGCUCAGUGUACAAGGGUCAGCUAUUUAAUGGGCAAGAGAUUGCUGUAAAACGACUAUCUAGAAAUUCAGUGCAAGGAAUAGAAGAAUUUAAAAAUGAAGUCAUGCUAAUUGCAAAGCUUCAACAUAGAAAUCUUGUGAAACUUCUCGGAUGCUGCAUUGAGGGAGGAGAGCAAAUGUUAGUUUAUGAAUAUCUGCCAAAUAAAAGCUUGGAUGUACUUCUUUUUGAUCAAACAAGAAGGUUGGAGUUAGAUUGGAGGAAACGUUUUGAUAUUAUAACUGGGAUGGCUCGAGGAAUCUUGUAUCUUCACGAGGAUUCAAGGUUGAGAAUUAUUCAUAGAGAUUUAAAGAGCAGCAACAUUCUAUUAGAUGCAGAUAUGAACCCAAAAAUUUCAGAUUUUGGCAUGGCUAGAAUAUUCAAAGCUGAUCAAAUUCAAGAGAAGACAAAUAGAGUGGUUGGAACAUAUGGCUAUAUGUCGCCAGAGUAUGCAGUGUUUGGAAAGUUUUCAGUAAAAUCCGAUGUUUUUAGUUUUGGGGUCAUAUUGCUGGAAGUUAUAAGUGGCAAGAAAAGCAACGAAUUUAAACUACAAGAUUCUUGCUUUUGCUUGAUAGGACAUGUAUGGGAUUUAUGGUGCGAAGGUAGUGUAUCAGAGAUCGUUGAUCCAUCACUAAAGGGAUCAUAUAAUCCUAAUGAUGUCUCGAGAUGCAUUCAAAUUGGACUGUUAUGUGUUCAGGAAAAUGCUAUGGACAGACCAACGAUGUUGGAAGUAGUCCUAAUGUUGAGCAGUGAAACACCUCUUCCAACUCCAAAACAACCAGCUUUUGUUUUUAGAGAAUUUAGCAGCAACAGUAACUCAUUUGGAGUAGUUGAGGAAGAGUCAAGUUCUACGAAUGAGGUUACAGUUACUGAUUUUAUAGCUCGCUAAGGAUAAUUGAUUCUCACUAUUUGCAAGUAAAUUCUUGCUACAGGAAUUCUUCCUAAUAGACUCUGACACAAAUAUAUAGGAAAUCCGUUUACCAUUUCGUAAAGGAUUCAAGUCCAAAACUUCAGAUCAGCUUUGUACAAGCUUAUGAAUCUCAAAAUCACUGCUCUAGCCCUAAAAUGAUAUACGAGUUUAUAGAUUUUCACUUAUCUUCCAGCAUUUUUCUUUUGUAUAUUAUGACUUUGUUCUGAUUAAAUCAUGAUGUAUUUGUAAAAAUACCAUGACAAGUGCGGUCUGAAAUUCUGCUUUAUUUCCCUAA